Nicotiana attenuata is the source of this 573-nucleotide messenger RNA. RefSeq lists its product as uncharacterized. The coding region runs from base 1 to 573 and encodes 190 amino acids. Lineage: Eukaryota; Viridiplantae; Streptophyta; Magnoliopsida; Solanales; Solanaceae. The record is from RefSeq and is a predicted model, not a curated record. The transcript has a single exon.
AUGGACUUCAAAUUCGAUCCAGGAAGUGUGAGUGUGAUUCCCUUGUGGAUCACAUUUCCAGGUCUACCCCUGGGAUUUUGGUCUACAGAAGCACUCAGCAAACUAGCUAGUGUUGUUGGGAAGCCUUUGUACACUGAUAAGAUCGCUGCUGAAAUGGAAAAGGUAUCCUAUGCAAGAGUGUUGGUGGAAACUGACAUAUCCCAACCACUACCAGAUAGUUUUGCAAUGCAAACUAAGAGGGGAGUAAUAAUUCAGCAAAUUGAAUAUGAAUGGAAGCCAAAGUUCUGUUGUGACUGCAUUAGAUUUGGGCAUAAUUCAAACGAAUGUUGGCUCAAGGAAAUGCAGGAAAAGGCAGUGGAAGUAAAGGUCCAACACAGGGAAGCUUGGAAAAAGAACCAACAGCACAGAGGGACCAUGAAAUGGAUGCCAAAAGAAAAAAGGAAGGAUGAUGUGAUUCAACAUACUAGACCUGAAGUGGGCAUGCAACAAACAAAUAACAAAGGAGAUGAGAAGCUUACUGAUAGUGAAAAAAUGAAGGGGAAAGGUGUCCAGCAAAGUGGAUCACUAAUUUAA